Messenger RNA from Chinchilla lanigera (long-tailed chinchilla), 908 nucleotides. RefSeq names its product tumor necrosis factor receptor superfamily, member 17 (gene Tnfrsf17). Gene Ontology annotation, molecular function: signaling receptor activity. NCBI's taxonomy places the organism in Eukaryota, Metazoa, Chordata, Mammalia, Rodentia, Chinchillidae. The record is from RefSeq and is a predicted model, not a curated record. The coding region runs from base 134 to 679 and encodes 181 amino acids. Gene Ontology annotation, biological process: tumor necrosis factor-mediated signaling pathway. The transcript is spliced from 4 exons.
GGUCUUGCUGGCCACCUUCCCCACCGAACUCUCAGGCAGCCUGGUGUUCUUCCAGUUCCUGCGCUAGAGUGCUACUUGUCCAGUCCCAGGACGCGGGAGGGAAGCUGAAUGCGCAGCUUCCCCUGGAGUCAUUAUGGCUCAGCAGUGCUUCCAAAAUGAAUAUUUUGACAGCUUGCUGCGUGCUUGCAAACCGUGUCACCUUCGGUGUUCCAAUACCCCUCCUCUGCCCUGUCAGCGUUACUGUAAUGCAAGUAUGGCCAACUCAGUGAAAGGAACAAAUGCCAUUCUCUGGACCUGCUUGGGCCUGAGCUUGAUAGUUUCUUUGGCAGUUUUUGCACUGAUGUUCUUGUUAAGGAAGAUGAGCUCCGAACCACUAAAGGAUGAAUUUAAAAACACAGAAUCUGUUCUUCUGGAUGCAGCAGUUAAUGCUGACGUGGACCAUACCAGGACCCAUGAUGAAAUCAUUCUUCCGAGAAGCUUCGGGUACACAGUUGAAGAAUGUAUCUGUGAAGACUGUGUCAAGAGCAAACUAAAGGUUGACCCUGACCAUUUCUUCCCGCUUCCGGCCAUGGAGGAGGGUGCAACCAUUCUCGUCACCACAAAGACAAAUGAUUACUGCAAGAGCUUGCCAGCUGCUUUGAGUGUCACAGGGAUGGAGAAAUCAAUUUCUACUAAAUAAUUUACCUUUUUGACUGGUGUAGAGCUACUUUGAGAAUCUUCUGUCAGAAAGAAAAGACGAUGCAUUGGAUCUCUUUAGGAUAAUUAUAUUUAUCAGUUGCUAAUAUACCUUUUUUGUUCUGUAAUUCUGGAAAGUUUCCAUAUUAGAUGUAUUCACCUAUCUUCUUGUUGGGACCUUAACUGGAAAAUUCUCUGGUGUCAUGAUUAAAUUCUUGACUCACUGAAAAAAA